Marmota flaviventris (yellow-bellied marmot) is the source of this 5619-nucleotide messenger RNA. It is a transcript of the gene Skic3, whose product is annotated as SKI3 subunit of superkiller complex. The record is from RefSeq and is a predicted model, not a curated record. Lineage: Eukaryota; Metazoa; Chordata; Mammalia; Rodentia; Sciuridae. Gene Ontology annotation, biological process: nuclear-transcribed mRNA catabolic process. Gene Ontology annotation, cellular component: Ski complex. Gene Ontology annotation, molecular function: protein binding.
AUGAAAAACAGGUAAAGAACAAUCUGCAAUUCAAGAAGAAGAAAGAGGUGGUGAUAAUAAGUAAAAGUCUGUGGGUUAUUUUACCAAAGGAAACAGGUUUAUGAAAAUCUGUGAAAUCAGCAUUGAACUCUGUUACCUAAUCAUUGAGAUUUGUAAACUACAAAAGAAUCCUUCUCAAGUUUUCACCCAUAAAUUAAUACCAAGAUAAUUUCAGAUGUCCAGCAAAGAAGUGAAGACUGCUCUAAAAAGUGCAAGAGAUGCAAUUAGAAACAAAGAAUAUAAAGAAGCUUUGAAACAUUGCAAGACAGUCUUAAAACAAGAGAAAAAUAACUACAAUGCCUGGGUUUUUAUUGGUGUUGCUGCAGCAGAGCUAGAACAACCUGAUCAGGCCCAAGGUGCCUAUAAGAAAGCUGCUGAACUAGAACCAAACCAAUUACUAGCUUGGCAGGGUUUAGCAAGCUUGUAUGAGAAGUGUAAUCACAUAAAUGCUAAGGAUGACUUACCGGGUGUUUACCAAAAACUCCUGGAUCUUUAUGAAAGUGUUGACAAACAGAAGUGGUGUGAUGUCUGUAAGAAACUUGUGGAUCUCUAUUACCAAGAAAAGAAACACCUAGAGGUGGCUCGAACAUGGCACAGAUUGAUAAAGACACGGCAAGAAGAAGGUGCAGACAACCAGGAGCUUCAUCAGCUAUGGAGGAAAUUGACUCAGUUGCUGGCUGAGAGUAUGGAAGAUCAGAAUAAUGAAACCCAGCAAUUGCUUUUAACUGCAUUCGAGAAUGCCCUGGGCUUAUCAGAUAAGAUUCCUAGUGAAGAUCAUCAAGUACUGUAUAGGCAUUUCAUUCAGUGUUUAUCGAAAUUUCCUCAUGAGACUGCUAGGUUGAAGAAGGCUUGUGAAGGAAUGAUAAACAUCUAUCCCACCGUACAGUAUCCAUUAGAAGUGCUCUGUUUGCAUUUAAUUGAAUCAGGAAAUCUUACUGAUGAGGGACAUCAGUAUUGUUGUAAGCUAGUGGAAAUGAAUUCAAAAAGUGGUCCAGGCCUCAUUGGCUUAGGCAUUAGAGCAUUACAAGACAAAAAAUAUGAAGAUGCUGUUAGGAAUCUAACAGAAGGGCUAAAGGAAAGCCCUCUCUGCACAGCUGGAUGGUAUCAUCUCUCUGAAGUUCAAAUCAAAAUGCAUAGACCUAAGGAAGCUGUUCUUUCAUGCAAUCAAGCUCUGAAGAACCUAGAUAAUCAUGGUGUGUCUGGAGGCAGUCUUUAUCAGAAGAACCUUUGUCUUCGUUUGAAAGCAGAAGCUUUGAUUAAACUCUCAGAUUAUGAAUCUUCAGAGGAAGCAAUUUGUUCUCUCAAUCAGGUUUCUGAUGCAAAUAAUAUCCCAGGACUUUUGGUUCUCAAAAGCUUGGCUUAUCUGAACAAAGGCUUAUUAGAUGAAGCUACAAAGAUUAUGGAAGACCUUCUCUCUUCUUACCCUGACCUAGCUGAAGUUCAUGCCCUUGAGGCUUUGAUUCAUUUUACCAAAAAGGACUAUCUACAAGCAGAAAAAUGUUUUCAGAGAGCAUUUGAGAGAGAUGCUGAAGUUGCUGAAUAUCAUUACCAGCUUGGGUUAACAUAUUGGUUCAUGGGUGAAGAAACAAGAAAAGAUAAAACAAAGGCUCUUACCCACUUUCUGAAGGCUGCAAGACUGGAUCCAUACAUGGGCAAAGUUUUCUGCUAUUUAGGUCAUUAUUACAAAGAUGUAGUGGGAGAUAAAAACAGAGCUCAAGGAUGUUACAGGAAAGCUUUUGAAUUAGAUGACACUGAUGCUGAAUCUGGAGCUGCAGCAGUUGACUUAAGUGUGGAGCUUGAAGAUAUGGAAGCUGCCUUAGCUAUCCUAACAACAGUAACUCAGAGGGCAAGUGCUGGAACGGCAAAAUGGGCCUGGCUUCGGCGAGGACUAUACUAUUUGAAAGCUGGUCAACAUUCACAAGCAGUGGCUGAUUUACAGGCAGCAUUAAGGGCAGACCCAAAGGACUUCAAUUGUUGGGAGUCAUUAGGAGAGGCAUACUUAAGCAGAGGUGGCUAUACAACAGCCUUGAAGUCCUUCACAAAAGCCAGUGAGAUCAACCCAGAAUCCACAUACAGUGUGUUUAAGGUUGCAGCAAUACAACAAAUCCUAGGCAAGUACAAGGAAGCCAUAGCUCAAUACCAGCUGAUUAUUAAAAAGAAAGAAGAUUACGUACCUGCUUUGAAAGGUUUGGGCGAAUGCUAUCUCAUGAUGGCAAAAGCAGCUCUAGUUGAUUAUCUUGAUGGGAAAGCCGUAGACUACAUAGAAAAAUCCCUGGAAUAUUUUACUUGGGCCCUGCAGCAUCGAGCUGAUGUAUCCUGCCUUUGGAAGCUGGUUGGGGAUGCUUGUACCAGUCUGUAUGCGGUUUCAUCAUCUAAAGUGAAUGUUAAUAUUUUAGGGGUCCUUCUAGGCCAGAAAGAAGGAAAGCAAGCAUUAAAGAAAACUGAGCUCCUCCAUCUUGGAGGAAGGUGUUACGGUCGUGCAUUAAAACUGAUGUCUACAUCUAAUACAUGGUGUGAUCUUGGAAUUAAUUAUUAUCGCCAAGCACAACAUCUAGCAGAAAUGGGCAGCAGCAUGAAUGAUCUUAAAGAAUUGCUAGAGAAAUCUUUACAUUGUCUGAAAAAGGCAGUGAGACUCGACAGUAAUAAUCACUUAUACUGGAAUGCUCUUGGUGUAGUUGCAUGUUAUAGUGGUGUUGGAAAUUAUGCCCUUGCUCAGCACUGUUUCAUCAAAUCAAUCCAGUCAGAACAAAUUAAUGCUGUCGCGUGGACCAAUUUGGGAGUGUUAUACCUUGCAAAUGAAAACAUUGAGCAAGCUCAUGAAGCUUUCAAAAUGGCUCAGUCUCUUGAUCCAUCUUAUUUAAUGUGCUGGAUUGGACAAGCUCUUAUUGCAGAGACAGUUGGAAGUUAUGAUACCAUGGAUCUCUUCAGGCACACUACAGAACUCAAUAUGCAUACUGAGGGAGCAAUAGGUUAUGCAUACUGGGUCUGCACAACAUUGCAAGAUAAAAGCAACAGAGAAACAGAGCUAUACCAAUACAACAUCCUCCAGAUGAAUGCUAUUCCAGCAGCACAAGUUGUUUUGUGUAAAUAUGUGGAAAGAAUUCAGAAUUAUGCUCCAGCUUUCACAAUGUUGGGUUACUUAAAUGAACAUCUACAACUGAAAAAGGAAGCAGCAGAUGCGUACCAAAGGGCAAUGUUGUUGUUACAGACUGAAGAAGAUCAAGAUACUUAUAAUGUUACAGUAAGAAAUUAUGGCAGAUUGUUGAGUUCCAUUGGUGAAUACGACAAAUCUAUCCAGGCUUUUAAGUCAAUACCUCUCGAGGAGUUAGAAGACCUCAUAGGCUUUGCAUUGGCUUUAUUUAUGAAGGGGCUAUAUAAAGAGAGCAGCAAAGCAUAUGAAAGAGCCUUGUCUGUUGCUGAAUCAGAGCAAGACAAAGCCCAUAUCUUGACAGCUCUGGCAAUAACAGAAUAUAAACAAGGAAAAAUGGAUAUAGCCAAGUCACUGCUAUUCAAAUGCUCUAUUUUAAAGGAACCAACCAUAGAAAGCCUUCAAACCCUGUGUGCUCUAGGAUUGGUAAUGCAGGAUGCUACACUGUCUAAAGCAGCACUUAAUGAAUUACUGAAGCGUAUCAAACACAAAGACAGUGAUUAUCACAGGUGCCUUCUUACUUCAGCUAUUUAUGCACUCCAAGGCCGCAGUGUGGCAGUGCAACGGCAAGCGUCUAAAGCUGUUCACAGUAACCCAGCUGAUCCUGCUCUUUGGUCUCUAUUAUCCCGAGUUGUUGCUCAGUGUGCUCAACGAAAUGCAAAGGGGGGUGCUGUAGCAGGAAAUGUGGCUCAUAUUCUGGACUCAAAUCAUGGAAAGAAGGCAUUACUGUACACUGCAAUAAAUCAGUUGGCAAUGGGAAGCAGUUCAGCAGAAGAUGAAAAAAAUAUCGCACUAAAGACUAUACAGAAGGCAGCUCUCCUUUCUCCAGGUGACCCUGCUGUCUGGGCUGGACUGAUGGCAGCCUGUCAUGCUGAUGAUAAGCUGGCUCUAGUGAACAACACUCAGCCAAAGAGGAUGGAUUUAUACUUGGCACUGUUAUCUGCUGUUUCUGCUUCAAUUAAGGGCAAGGAAUUUCUUGAAAAUUAUAACCAAUCUCUUGAAAGGUGGUCUCUCUCACAAGCUGUCACUGGUCUGAUAGACACGGGAAGAGUAUCUGAAGCUGAAGCUCUCUGCACAAAGAAUUUAAAAAAUAACCCGGAUCAGCCAGCUAUUAUAUUACUUUUGAGACAAGUUCAGUGUAAAUCACUCCUGGAGUCACAAAAGCCACUCCCAGAUGCAGUACUUGAGGAACUUCAAAAAACAGUCAUGUCCAACUCAACUUCUGUUCCAGCUUGGCAGUGGUUGGCACAGGUGUAUCAAUCUCAAGGAAUGAUGGGUGCUGCAGAAAUGUGUUACAGAAAGAGUCUACAAGUAGCAUCCCAACAGGGAAGCUGGAGUGGGAAACUCUCAAGUCUAUUGAAACUAGCAUUGCUUGCCUUAGAAAUCUGUAUGGCUAAUGUUUCCAGUGAUCACUGGCCAUCCUUGGUUCAAGAGGCUACAACUGAGGCCUUGAAACUUUGUUUCUGCCCACUAGCUGUUUUUUUGCAAGCUUUGUUACAAUUCAACCGCAAAAUGGGGGCACGAGAGACUCGGCGACUUUUGGAGAGAGUGGUAUAUCAACCUGGAUAUCCAAAGUCUAUUGUAUCAGCUGCACGUUGGUACCUGCUAAGACACCUGUACUUCAAAAAUGACUAUGAGCUCAUUGAUGUGUUGGUAAAAAAUGCUGAAACUCACAGAGAUACAAGAGCAUUGGAACUGAAUCAGAAAUUGUCCUCACAGUAACAGUGGAUUGUCUUAUAGUGAGCAAACAAAGAAAAAGCUGUAAGAAUGAAGUUGUGAAUCAAGAGUUUUCCCCAGAGCAACAUAUUUUAAAACUAUAGUUGUAAUCAUCCAUUCUUAUUCCUUUUUUUAAGCUAAAGAAGUUAAAGCUCUUAAUUUAAGGAUGUAAUUUUCCAUUAACUCUUAAGAUGACUGUAACCAGAAAAUUAUUUUUGAUUUGGGAAGUCCAUAACAAAGGAAAACCAUGUUUCCCUUAUUUGCUCAACAGUUAUUUGUAAACCAUGAUUUUUUGUAUCUUGCAUGGUAUAUAAUGGGACAUCUUUUUUGAUAAUCCCUUACAAUAAAGCCUUUAUAGCCAUUUUAUAAAUAAUAUAAAGAGCAGAACUUUCAUUUGAUGAAAAAUAAAUUCUAAGAUUUAAUUUCUUCCAUGAAUUCUGGAGUUCAUAUACCAACUCAUCAUGAAAUCCAAAUAAUCCUGUAACCUGUUUUGCUAGAGUAUCAUCUCAGAGUCCCUUGAAUAUGCAUAAUAUAAAUGUUAGUCUUUGACUACUAUUGAUAUGUUUAUAUAAUUCAAAAUACUCAGGUGUGUGGCUUCAGUUAAAAACGAUGGAAAAUGUUGGAAAAUAGUGCUGACAGUAUUUAAUGAUCAUGCAGAUUCUUCAAUUUUGAUGAAAAGACUUAAUUUUCUGAAAUAAAGUCUUAUUUUCUCUAUA